CAACGAAUAUCGUAAUAUCAGAAAGUAAAGUAGUAUUUCAAUUCAAAAAAAAAAAAGUAAAGUAGCCAUAAUUGACUUUACCAAAAAAUAGACUUGUUUUUGACUUUACCAAAAAAUAGACAUAUUGAGUGGAAAUAGAAUCCAUACAUACACAUGGAUAUAUGGAUGCAACGCAUUAUGACUAAGUCUUUGUACAACCAGAGAAUCUUGCUUGCUCUGAUGAUGUUUAAAUCAUGAAUGACUUAUCAUUGAUUUUGAUUUAUGACGCGUUGUGAUGAUGUUUAAGUUUGUCAUGCGUCAGUUUUCAUUUUCGUUGCAAAUGUAACCACUAGAAAUUAUCUAUUUUCUUAGUUUAUAAAAAUAUGAGGAAUCAACUCUUAUAAACAUAUAUAUCUACUAAGAUGUUGAUAGGAUAAUAUAGAGUACAACAAAUUAUAACAAUGUUUACUUUGCAUAUAUAUAUUUUUUAUAACCGUGGUGUAAUCCCAAAAACUUUCUAUACCCAAAGACUAAUCACCACGAGACCCAUAGAAAUCCGGUUUUUCUUGUUAUUUAAGGUGUCUACGGGUGGCCAAGAGAAAUCGAAUCCAAAGCGGUACUUUACAUAUAUCUCAUCAACUAUUUACUAUAUUUCUAUCUCUUCAAUCCUGCAACAUAUUAUGUUUAAUUAACUGGGACCAAAAUUGUUUUAUUUAUUUAUAAAGUUUAUGGUGAAAGUGAAUUUUCCCUAAUUUUAGAGUUUUUAGGUGAUUUAGUAAAUGAGCAAGAUUUGUUUCUGAAAAUUUUCAUUCUUAUUCUAAUAGAUGGAUCUUCCAACCAUGUUGGCACCAAAUAUCAUUGACAUAUAUUUUUGUAAGAUUUAUGUACCUAUACUUUUAUAUGAAACUAUAUACAUAUAUAUUGAGAGAUAACUAAUAUUUUCACAUAUUUCUAGUAUACAAUAUUCGUGAUCUUUUACUAUAACUAUAACUAUUUUAUAUUUCUAUUUUUUUAACUGCACUUUACAUUCAUGUAUCUCCCAAAAUGAGACAACAGUUUACAAUACAGUUUUGAGGAACAUCUAGUAAGACUUUCAAUUAGAUAUUGUUACUUAUAUUUAUAUUUAUAUAUAUAUAUAUAUAUAUAUAUUAUUUAUUACAUUUAUUUAAUAUUAGGUUUACUUCCUAAGAAAUUAAUAACGUAACAUACGUUUAAAUGUUCUUUUGUAAGAGAGUGUAUUUCAUUCAUUGGAAAGAAAUGAUGUUCUUUUAUGGUUUUAUAGAUUUAUUUUCUAUCAAAUUAAUUUUAUUUAUGGUUUGAUUUACUUUUUAUUGGUCUUUAUAUAUUUUAAAUGAAUUUAAACUAUAUAUACUUGUUUUUUUUUGUCAAAAACUAUAUAUACUUGUUACUUUUAUAAUUUGUUGUUAGUUUGGUAAGCUUAUUUUUAACCAGGAAACUUAUAUAAGUUUUCAAUGAUUUUUAUAUGUAGACUUAUUUAUAUUGCUUGCAGUUUAUUUUCAAAAGAUAACAUAUAUAUUUUAGAAAAUAGUUAACAUUUUCAUUUAUAUUUAUUUUUUUACAAUUAAUAUUUAUAUCGUGUAAUUUUUGUGAUUUAUGAUUUUAUAGAUUUAUCGAUACUAUUUUAGUUUAUAUGAUUGAUUUAGAUUUUGAUGGGGGGGAAUUGCAUAAUAAUAUAAAUAGUCUUUUUCCUUAGUAAAAUUAAAUCUUAGAUUAUUGACAAAAACUUAUAAUAAUGUUUUUUUCAUAUACGAAAAGGGUUAUUAAUGUUACUUCUUACAAGUUAUUAUAUAUACUAAUCCAAUUAUGUCCAAAAAUUGUUUUCAAAUGCUUAAGAUGCACUAAUAGUUCAAUAUUAGUUGCAACCCUCCUAUGCAAUGAUGCUUAAUAAGAUCAUGGUUUUCCUAAUUCUCCGUAUGGUCAUACCAAUUGUAGUCGGAACUUUUCCAGGAAAGAGCAAACCUUCCGAUUUCCAUGAGCAGGAAAUCGAACUACGGUUGAAACAACUCAACAAACCGGCCAUUAAAUCCAUCCAUAGUCCAGAUGGAGAUAUAAUUGAUUGUGUAUGGAUCUACGACCAACCAGCUUUUGAUCAUCCUUUAUUCAAAAACCACACCAUUCAGAGGAGGCCAAGAAGUAACUCGAUAAGGGACAAAACAGGAGGUAAUAAGACAUACAUUAUACACCAAUUGUGGCGAACAAAAGGUGAAUGUCCUGAGAACACUAUUCCCAUCAGAAGAACAACAAGAGAUGAUCUUAUCAGAUCAGGUUCCAUCAAAAAGUAUGGAAGAAAGAGUCCACCACCAACUAUUUAUCAUACUGAAGGUGCUCAGACCGAGGAAGUUCAUGAGCAUACGUGUGUGUACGUGGACUAUGGUCAGUUCCAUGGCAGCAAGAGCCGUAUAAGUAUAUGGAAACCAAAUGUUCUAAGGACAAGAGAGUUUAGUUUGGCUCAAACAUGGGUUGUUAAUGGAGAUUGGGACACUGGUUUGAACACUUUGGAGUCUGGUUGGCAGAUCUUGCAUGCUUUGUAUGGUGACAAAAACCCAAGACUUUUCGCUUAUUGGACGGGCGAUACAUACCGAGAAACCGGAUGUUACAAUCUUGACUGUCCAGGCUUUGUUCAAGUAAGCAGACACAUCUCCCUUGGUGCAGCUCUCAACACUUUCUCAACUUACAACGGUGAACAAUACGACUUCCUUCUAACCAUUGAGAAGGAUCAAAAAACUGGACUUUGGUGGUUGAAGUUUGAGACAUAUCUAAUCGGAUACUGGCCAAGCUUUAUAGUCCCCAAGCUAGCAGCCUCGGCACGAAAGAUCGCAUGGGGAGGUGAGAUUGUGUAUUACACUAGUGGCCGGGGGACACAUACGCUUACGCAAAUGGGGAGUGGCCAUUUUGCAGAGAAAGGGUUUAGGAAGGCUGCUUACUUCAAUAGCUUAGAGUACAUAGAUACUUCUAACUAUCCGAUUACACCCUCUCCACAAAAUCUUGAAGCUACUGUGACUCGGCCUGAAUGCUAUAACCUUCAAGUUGGCUCUAGCCAGAGGUGGGGAACUUACUUUUUCUAUGGUGGACCUGGUCGCAAUCCUCAUUGUCCAUGAGCCUAGAUUAAGCCAAAACUAAAAUGUCUUAUAUAAAUGUCAAAAAUAUAUAAAAUAAAUUCGUUUAGCAAAAAAAAA
Brassica napus (rape) is the source of this 3176-nucleotide messenger RNA. RefSeq lists its product as uncharacterized. The transcript has 7 exons. Lineage: Eukaryota; Viridiplantae; Streptophyta; Magnoliopsida; Brassicales; Brassicaceae. Bases 1875 to 3098 code for a protein of 407 amino acids. The record is from RefSeq and is a predicted model, not a curated record.